Stomoxys calcitrans (stable fly) is the source of this 1134-nucleotide messenger RNA. It is a transcript of the gene SkpA, whose product is annotated as S-phase kinase-associated protein 1. Bases 216 to 704 code for a protein of 162 amino acids. Gene Ontology annotation, cellular component: cytoplasm; nucleus. Gene Ontology annotation, molecular function: cullin family protein binding. NCBI's taxonomy places the organism in Eukaryota, Metazoa, Arthropoda, Insecta, Diptera, Muscidae. The transcript has 2 exons. Gene Ontology annotation, biological process: SCF-dependent proteasomal ubiquitin-dependent protein catabolic process. The record is from RefSeq and is a predicted model, not a curated record.
CCAAUUGUGUUCGUUGUUCAGAGCUGCACAGCUACAAAUUCACCGAAGAAGAUACAGAGUAAGCAGUGUGAAUCAUUUUCUUUUUAUUUAAGAAAAUUGAUAAUCCCAAAGCAGACUUACUGAUUUUGAAACGCAAUAGAUUGAAAGUCGGUAACAACAAAUAGCUUUUGUUUAAUCAAACAAAAAAAAAAAGAAAACAACAACAACAGUCAAAAAUGCCCAAUAUCAAGUUGCAGUCAUCGGACGAUGAAAUAUUCGACACUGAUGUACAAAUAGCCAAAUGUUCUGGCACCAUAAAAACUAUGUUGGAAGAUUGUGGCAUGGAAGAUGGAGACAAUGCCGUAGUGCCUCUGCCCAAUGUCAAUUCGGCCAUAUUGCGCAAAGUUUUACAUUGGGCCAAUUAUCACAAGGACGACCCCCAACCACCAGAGGAUGAUGAGAACAAAGAAAAACGCACAGACGACAUUUCCUCGUGGGAUGCCGAUUUCCUUAAGGUGGACCAAGGUACCCUAUUCGAAUUGAUUUUAGCCGCCAAUUAUCUGGACAUCAAGGGCCUCCUCGAUGUCACAUGCAAAACAGUAGCCAACAUGAUCAAAGGCAAAACACCCGAGGAGAUACGCAAGACAUUUAAUAUCAAAAAUGAUUUCACCCCAGCUGAAGAGGAACAAGUGCGCAAGGAGAACGAAUGGUGCGAGGAGAAGUAAACCAUGGAGUAUAUUAAGCAGGGACAGAAAAAAAUUAACCAAACGUAUAUAAUAUACACACAUAUAAAACAACAACACACUACUUACUAAUGGAAUACCUAAGAUGCUAUGUUGUCUUACUACAUGUGAACGAUUUUGUUUUGUACUAUUAAACUGUCACUAAAAUACAAAUAACUACUUUAAUGUUCUAUAAAUUCAAUAUGAAUAUUGCAGUCGUUUUACACUCAAUUUUCCCCCUUUUCACACGUACGUAUUGAUUAAGCAGUUUGUUAUUGAACUCACUAUGAUGGAAUCAAUAGCCGCAGAAGAAAAGAAAACCAACUCUGUUUAGUUCUUUUUACAUAUAGAAUUUUAUUUUUGUCUUUACGUCGCUACAUAAAUGCUAUUACAUAAAUUACUUCGAUUUUAAAAUAAAUGGAUUCGUUUUUAA